Molecule: messenger RNA, 785 nt
Organism: Anguilla rostrata (American eel)
Lineage: Eukaryota; Metazoa; Chordata; Actinopteri; Anguilliformes; Anguillidae
Exons: 9
Coding region: 390-770 (126 amino acids)
Source: RefSeq, a predicted model, not a curated record
CAAAGCCUACAGGUGAACCCCAGGAUCGAGUUUGUGAACGACUGUAGGCUACUUAAAAAAAGUUAAAAACACAUGACAACGCGAACGAUAUAAUAAAACCAAGAUAAUUGAUAGAAUGAAAUACCUAUUCUAAGUGGUGCAGCAAAUUGGUGUGACCUGCAAGGCGUGUAUGGGACCAUCAGCUCUCGAACUCUGUAGCCUUUUCUAGAUAACACUACGGCCGAAGAAACUUGCGAAAUGGGUGUUUGAAUAACCAUCAGACGCAGCACUACACAGUGUUGACUAAUUGAGAUGUUGCAGUCCACAAUUUGGAGCAGUAACUACUCGGGUAGCCGUCAGUUGGAAACACGCCACGCGGUUGAGCUUCCUCGGAUAUUUCGGGAGAAACCAUGGAUGAUUGGGAAGAAGAGGGCACUGGAACUACAGGGAGUUACCAAUCAAAUAACUCAAAUGGAGUGAGCUCAUGGAAUGGUGGUGGCUAUCAGAGCAAAGGCUUCGGAAGUCAAGAGGACAAUGCUGAAGGUGGUUCCUGGGGUGGGAGAGGUGGUUUUGGAGGGAGAGGUAGAGGCCGGGGGUCCAGGGGAGGGGGAGGAUUCAGGAACGCAUCAGGAAAUGAGGACUCUGGCAACAAUGAUGCUGAAGGAAACUCUUGGAAUGGUGGGGACGCCCCGAGAUUUGGUGGCAGAGGCAGGGGCCGAGGCAAGUUCCCUUCCCUGAAUUUCUUGCUUUCGGCUUCCUUCAAAGAGUCUUUAAUGCACGGGCCUUUGUAGGCCAACAAAUCGGGC